UUAUCUCUUACUUGUUACUCUUGUUAGCAUAAAUAGAGGGAUAAUUAAGACGCUUAAUUAAACCAUUCGGAAGUCCUUGGAAUUUGUGAUUCUGGGAUUUUUUUUAAUCAUUUAGAUGGGUAGAGUUCAAUCGUUGGAGUAAUUUUCAAUCUCACGCAUUGUCGUUGGGUAUAAUUUGGAGGUUCCAGAUAACGAUACGUUAAAUCGAGGAAUUUUCAGCGGUUUAAAAUAAAUAGUUGAUUCUGCUGAUAUGAUAAGGGAUUGUUUGUGAGCCCGAAAAAAAAUCUAGUCCGUACGCAAACUCAUUAAAUAAAUUUGUUUACUGUCAAGUUAAAAGAUGACGCAUGUUUCUCAACGAUGAUGACGCGCCAAUAAGAGCUAAAAGAAUGACGUGAGCUCUGGUAAUUGACCGUUCUGAGUCACCCCUUGUUCGUAAUUGAGAAAAAAUCAUUGAAUACAUUAGCAGCGAUAAAAUGGAAUCAAUAGAUUAUUCAACGGGUAAAAUGCCCUUUCGAUAAAUUUUUUUCUUCAUACCUCGGUCGAAAGUACGUACUUCCUGCUGCGAUUUCGAAGCAGAAAGUCUAUGUUUCUUGCAUCGGCAAGCUACGCAUCUGCCCUCUACAACAGCGGGAGUAAAAACUUACUCGUGUGCAUCGAUACUCAAUACACACGAGACUCCCAUUAUAUUCCCUCCCUGCGGUUCGCGGCACAUCUCCCCAUAACCUUAUAGUUCGUUUCCUGGUGUUAAACUUAGUGAAUAAUCAUAAUUGAGGUGAUAAGUGUUGCAAAAGAAAAAAAGCAAUGAGCGAAAUAUCAUCAUCGAACGAAUCGACGGACGAAGAAGAAGUCGACAGAAAUUUCGAAGCAGAAGCAAGAUUAAUCGUCGAAACUGACACCUUGCCAAAAAAAUCUGCUGAGAGAUACAUGCUUGUGUACGAAGCCUAUAAUAAAUGGAAAGUAGAAAAUAAAAGUGCCUUAUCUCAAUCUGAGGAGAGUAAUCUCAUUGUAUAUUUCAAAGGGUUAAGUCAAAGGCUAAGUCCAAAUACUCUAUGGAGUAUCCAUUCUAUGCUGAAAACGACUUUGAAUACCAAAAAUAAUAUUGACAUAAAUAAGUUUUAUAAAUUGAAAAGCUUGAUUAAAACUAAUUCCAAAGGUCACAAACCAAAAAAAUCCCUAGUAUUAACGUGGAAUGAAGUUAUCGAGUUUCUCACGAAUGCGCCGGAUCACGUAUAUUUAGCUUCGAAAGUUAUCCUCAUUUUUGGUAUUUGUGGAGCUACCAGGUGCGAAGAACUGAAAGAACUUAAAGUUGACGACGUACAAGACCUCGGUGGCAAAUACCUGGUUUCGAUAAAUGAUACGAAGAAUGAUCUGCCUCGUAAAUUUUUAAUUGGAGAUCUUUUUUAUGAAAGAGUUAGAAAAUAUAUAUUACUAAAGCCUGCUGACUUUGACACUACGAGAUUUUUCAUCCAAUAUCACAAUGGUAAAUGCGAACGUCAAGUGAUAGGCAGAAAUAAAAUUGGACUAAUUCCGAGAUCUAUUGCUUCGUAUUUAAAAUUGAAUAAUCCAAGCCGAUAUACUGGGCACUGUUUCCGUAGAACUGCAGCUACACUGUUAUCUAACUCCGGAGCAAACAGUACUAUGCUCAAGCAAUUAGGAGGGUGGAAAUCAACUGGUAUCGCAGAAGGAUAUGUUGAAAACUCAUUGAGGAACAGGCAAAAAAUUUUUGACAACAUAACUCAUGCGGGUAUAUGCAACACUCCAUCAAGCCCUCAGCCAUCUACGAGUAGGAACAGUGCAGCUAACGUGAUGAAUAUCACUAAAAAUGAAGAGUCUACAGAAAUGAAAGUCGACAAUGAUUAUUUCUUAGAGGAGUUUGACAUAGAUAAUGAAACUCUAGCAGAAAUCGAGAGAUCGGCUCUGUCAGAGAUACCAAAAUCGACGAUGCCUUCUUUUACUACAGGAAAUCACCAACGAAUAAUUUUAAAUUCCAAUCGUCAAUCCACAAAACCGACACAUUUCCUGAAAAAACCACCAAUUUCUGUUUUUUCGCAUGGAAUCGAAAAUGAACCGCCAAUAAAAAAAAAUAAAGUCGAGAAAAUGACAACUCACACAAAUACCCAUACAUCGGAAUUUACUAAUUCAUUUGCAACUAAAAAUCCAGGUGUAAUAUAUCAUAACUGUGUAUUUAAUGGCAAUAUUAUUAAUAAUUUUUCUUCAGCAAAUAGUCAAGAUGAACAUAAGGGAAAAAAUAUUUGAUGUGUUGGAAGCGAUUCAAAGCAAAAGAUGUAAAUUUCCACUAUCAGUAUUUUGUUGUAAAACACAUGAAAUAUUAAGAUUUUAUUAUUAUUUUUAUAAAACUAUUACGAUGUAACGAGUAUAAAACAGUUGAAAAUAACUGUUAAAACACAACUAAUAUAAUUGUUCUGGUUAUGAUGCAAAUAUAAAAUGUUUAUAAAAUUA
Messenger RNA from Fopius arisanus, 2460 nucleotides. RefSeq lists its product as uncharacterized. Gene Ontology annotation, biological process: DNA integration; DNA recombination. The record is from RefSeq and is a predicted model, not a curated record. Gene Ontology annotation, molecular function: DNA binding. Lineage: Eukaryota; Metazoa; Arthropoda; Insecta; Hymenoptera; Braconidae. The transcript has 3 exons. Bases 802 to 2256 code for a protein of 484 amino acids.